This is a messenger RNA of Octopus bimaculoides (California two-spot octopus), 1741 nucleotides long. Its product is annotated as gamma-secretase subunit Aph-1. Gene Ontology annotation, biological process: positive regulation of catalytic activity; protein processing. Gene Ontology annotation, cellular component: membrane. NCBI's taxonomy places the organism in Eukaryota, Metazoa, Mollusca, Cephalopoda, Octopoda, Octopodidae. The record is from RefSeq and is a predicted model, not a curated record.
UUAUGGUGUGUCUGUCACUUAAUCAUAACGUGUAUUGCACUUGCUAUUUUGCGACAGACCGUAAUCCGGAUAAUAUAUUACACCAGGAAAUAUUCUGUUUGUUUCUGAAAUUCUCGGAUUAUAAUAUUUCUGUUAAUCCUAAUUUAAAAUUGCAGCUAACUGUUCCUGCUGAAACCCACACCUGUGCCUCCAUUGUCAAUCUACACUCAAACUCCUGUGUUGCUGCUACUGGCAAAAAAAGCUACCUUUUCUCUACAGAUCUCUAGACCAAAAUCUGCCAAAAUGACGAUGAUGGAAUUCUUUGGUUGCACAUUCAUUGCUUUUGGACCUCCUUUGGCAAUGUUUAUCUUUACAAUUGCCCCUGAUCCCUUAAGGGUUAUUGUUUUGAUUGCUAGUGGCUUCUUCUGGCUGCUUUCACUUCUAUUUUCAUCGAUCCUUUGGUUUGCGGCGAAAGAAAUUAUGAGUGGUGCCAACAAACUGCGAGAGUCUUUAAUAAUUGGAUUGGUCUUUUCCGUACUAUUCCAAGAACUCUUUCGGUAUCUCUUCUAUAAAAUGUUACGAAAAGCAGAUGAAGGCCUUCAACGAGUCAGUCAGCAAGGUCGAAGUGGUAAUAUACGACCCAAAGAUAUCACUAAUAAAAGCAUCAUGGCAUAUGUAUCUGGACUUGGCUUUGGUAUCAUAUGUGGUGCCUUCUCACUUAUUAAUGUGUUAGCUGACAUGGCAGGACCUGGUACUGUUGGCAUUCAUGGAGAUUCACCUUAUUUUUUCCUUGCUUCAGCUUUCCUGACAUUGUCAUUUGUGUUCCUACACACUUUCUGGGGUAUCAUCUGUUUCUUUGCUUGGGAUAAAAAGAAGUACAUAUGGGUAGCUGUUGUAAUCUUAAGCCACAUGCUCACAUCUUCUAUGACAUACCUGAAUGGUUUAAGUCGUGAACAUAUUUCAACCCAGUAUGUAAUAACUAUAGUAGUGGCUUACUUGACCAUGUUUAUAACUGGAGCUCUUGCAUUCUGUUUAUCAGGUGGCUCACUGAAAUAUUUGCCAUUGGCAUUGCGUUGCAGUAAAGGCAGGCAUGAGACGGACUGAAAACAACAUAAUAAAUGAACAAACAAACAAAACAAUAACACUCCCUUCCCUCCAAAACAAAACGAAAAACAACAAAAAUUAUUCUUUGUCUUUGAUUGAACCCUGUUAAUUUUAUUCAUCUCUAUCUUUUAUGUCUUUCAUUGACACCACUAUUCAGUUGACUGGCUGUAAAAUACACAAGAGUAAAUGUGCUGAAUGUAAGACUCAUUGUUGACCAAAUAUGAUGUAGUGAAUGGGAAAUUGCUACAGGCUGAACGAGUGUGACAAAGGGAAUGUGAGGUUGCUACAUGUUGAACUAGUGUGAUGUGGAGAAUGUGAGGUUGCUACAUGUUGAAUAAGUGUGAUGUGGUGGAUGCAGGACUCAUUCACAUUGAGUGUGAUGUGUUAUAUAUAAGAUUGCUACAUGUUGACCAGAAAAUUCUGACAGAAUGUCACUUUGCUUAUUUUCUAUAUAAUAUCUCAACUAACAAUGUCUUCAGCUUUCUUCAAGUUUUUAGAAGAAUAUGUACUUUUUCAUAAUUCCAAUUAAUUUAACGAAGACUUGUUAGCCAUCAACUCUCAUGAAGAUGGGAUUUGAAGGAAAAACUCAGUCUACAUAUGUCUUGUUAUUUCCUUGAAGACAUGACCAAACAUUGAAUAAAAAAUGCUGCUCCUAAAA